ACUUUUAUAAGUAAGAUAACACAAUUUGUGCAAGCCUUCCACGCAACUCGUUUGAUUUGGAUACGUCAUUGAAUUUUAACAUUAAACGAUUGAAGCGUGUUAUUGUCUUUUAUUUAAUAUCCGCAACUAGAAUUUAAUUUCACUAGUAGAGGUUUACGUACAUGUUUGGUCUGGCAUAAAAAUUAGUUGUGAUGUAAAUCAGAAAAAAUAUUGCGAUGAUCACCCAAAAUGUUGGAAUGGGAUGCAUAAUUAUUGUGAUAUAUUCCACACAGAUACAAGCAUCUGUCAGGAGAAUGGCGGAAGAGGGAGUUUCUAACUACAAUUGCUUUCGACUGAAUUCGUGUGAGUCCCACGGGCAAGCUGUGUGUGGUUACGAUGAAGAAGACGCGACCAUUGCAAAGUUUGAGAACGAGUGUGCACUGUUCAAGAUCAACUGCGAAGAGAGAGGGCAAAAAUUAUUUAAAAUAGUCGACGAUAGUAUCUGCGAGAAGAAGGUAAUCCCGGUGACUACAAUUCCCACAACCAUUGCCUCUCCCACCAUCGAUUACUAUUACGAUCUUCGUCCGGACACCGAGCCAGACACCAUCAGCACGCACUACUGGCAAGAUUCUCUCAUGCUGGGCGAACGUGUCCACCCAAAAUUUAACGAGGAAGGGAGAAUGUUACGAGAGGAAAAGAAAACUGAUAAAUAUUAUUUUCCAGAUUUGACGACUUUAGUUCUACGCCACUAAUCUUAGCAAAUAAAUAUUGUCCACUAUAAUGUUAGCUUGUGAGGCACAACAAGUUCGAGGACUUUAUUUGUGAUGUUAUCUAUGAAAAGGGACCUUAUUGUCGUUGGCGCUUACGCCAUUAUUAAUGAUGCUCCGAUAUAAAUACAAUGCCGCGCGACGCUGUGUGGCGUAAGCGCCAUCGACAAUAAGGUCCCUUUUCAUAGAUAAUGCCCCAUUUAUGCAGCGUCCAGCUCCUUUCCAUCAGGAAGGUACACUCACGGAGUUUAAUUGUUGAGCCAGUUAGGGUUUACUUUACAUUGGACAUUUCAUACCGUUGGUAUUAACAACAAAAUUAGAUUGAACCUUAGUUUGGCUAACAAUUAAAGUCUAUGACAGUA
Molecule: messenger RNA, 1108 nt
Organism: Cydia splendana
Lineage: Eukaryota; Metazoa; Arthropoda; Insecta; Lepidoptera; Tortricidae
Exons: 4
Coding region: 216-731 (171 amino acids)
Source: RefSeq, a predicted model, not a curated record